AUGGCCAACACAGCAGCACAAAACGAUGCCAGCACUGACUAUUGGCCAAUACAUAUUGCGCGCAGUGAUGGCCAGGCAUACGCGAAUCUCGACCACAGCUCGCUGAGCCCUACCGAGGAUCAGGAUGUAACCCAGCUCGAACGAUGGGAGGUCAUUGUCGCCGGCCAUCUUCAAAACCAGAUGGCGCCCAAGGACGAUAAGAAGCAAUAUAUCCUCGCAGGGUUCCCUAAGGGCUACGAGCUACGGUGCGCAGUGAGGAAGGAUGGCGGUAGAGACUACUACUUGUACGGGCAUCCGGCAGGACCCAAGGCGAAUUACCGCACCCCCGGCGAGUUUGCCCUGCAUGCCUUGUGGCUCGCAAGCGACUCGACCGACAACAGCCAGUGUCCCUGCGACCUAUGUCCGAAAUACCUUGAAAAGGCCAAAGCGGAGAGGGAAAGGAGCCAAGCACCUGUGAUCCCGCCUUCGGCUCCUGCUACCGUCGCCGCUCCUGGGCCAGCCACGGCAGUGCAUCCCUCCGCUGUACCGCCGGCAUCAGCAACAAUUCAGCAGCCACCUCCCCAACAACAGCGGCCACUACCUCCCCAGCAGCAGCAACAGGAGCAGCAACAACCGCAACCGCAGCCACAAGUCCCGCCCCCACCCCCAGGGACCACCAGUUGGACCAAUGUCUUCCGCGUGGGCGAGUUGGUUUGGUACAAACACACAGCAUGGCGGUUGGGUGUGGUCAUCGCCAUCACCCCCAAGCCCGGCACCACUGUCCCCCCAGGCGCACCCGACUCCAGCUACCACUUCACCCUGGCCCCUCUCGGCCACACACUGCUCGAGCAACCAAGCCUGAUCAAAGACUGCCAAUCCAUGCGACCCUUCCUGACCUUUAGCGUGCCCAAUGCGGGCAUGGAAGAACUUAAGGACAAGACUUUCGACACGGUCAACUGGCAAGCCAUGACCGGCCGCCUCUCCCAAGAGCCCGAUCCCACCAAGCGCGAGAUCAACCGGCAGGUCCUCGGUCUCGAAGCCUCCAAGAUGGGCGCGCGCGCUAUCAAUGAUGCCUUCUCCACCUUCGACCUGCUUGCCCAAGGCACCACGCCCGACCGCACACUCCACGUGCAGCACUACGGCGGCAUCUACCUGGGCGCCGAGAUGGUCCGCAUCGGCGACCCCGUCCGGGUCAUCAACGCCCCCUCCGCCACAACGCCCGGCGGUGCCGGCCCCGCGCAGCCGGACCUCCCGCCCGACGCCAACCUCAUCAUGCUCAUCACAGAAAUCCAAGUCCUCACCCCAACCUCCCCGCCCGGCGGCGCGCGCGCCACCCUCCAGUUCAAAGGCAACCUAUACCGCACGGCGCGACUCUCCUCCACCCACCCACCACCCCAGGGCACCGUGCCCCCCGCAGCGGAAGCCUCACUCGGCGCGGCCUUCGUCGAGGAGCUGGCGACGCGCAACGCCAUCGGCAAGGACAAGGGCGCGCGGUGGAGCUGGGUGCUGGUGGCGGCGCAGGUGCUGCGCGGCGAGCACGACGUCCAGGGCCGCUUCUACGUCACCGAGAAGCUCAUGAGCGUCAUCGACCCGGCCCGCCUGCAGGCCUGGGUCCAGCGCGGCAUGCUCGAGGAGGCCCCUGCGUAUCUGAAUAAUAGGGGGCAUAGUGGCGGGGGCCAGUAUGUGGGCAGGAAGCCGGGCAGGAAGGCGACGCUGGGCCAGGCGGUGGGUGUUGAGUUUCGCAUGCCGGGGGGGUUGGUUGAGAAUUAG
Chaetomium globosum CBS 148.51 is the source of this 1749-nucleotide messenger RNA. RefSeq lists its product as uncharacterized. Bases 1 to 1749 code for a protein of 582 amino acids. The record is from RefSeq and is a predicted model, not a curated record. Gene Ontology annotation, biological process: silent mating-type cassette heterochromatin formation. Lineage: Eukaryota; Fungi; Ascomycota; Sordariomycetes; Sordariales; Chaetomiaceae. Gene Ontology annotation, cellular component: SHREC complex; rDNA heterochromatin. The transcript has 2 exons.